Molecule: messenger RNA, 957 nt
Organism: Yarrowia lipolytica CLIB122
Lineage: Eukaryota; Fungi; Ascomycota; Dipodascomycetes; Dipodascales
Biological process (GO): negative regulation of autophagy; cellular response to starvation
Cellular component (GO): fungal-type vacuole membrane; nucleus; Gtr1-Gtr2 GTPase complex
Molecular function (GO): GTPase activity; GTP binding
Source: RefSeq, a predicted model, not a curated record
AUGGCCGGAAGUUCUCGAAAAAAGCUGCUGCUUAUGGGCCGGUCUGGCUCUGGCAAAUCCUCGAUGCGAUCAAUCAUUUUCAGCAACUACUCAGCUUUUGACACACGCCGUCUGGGCGCCACGAUCGAUGUGGAGCAUUCACAUUUGCGAUUUCUAGGCCACAUGACCCUGAACUUGUGGGAUUGUGGUGGUCAGGACGUUUUCAUCGACAACUAUUUUUCAACACAAAAAGAUCACAUAUUUCGCAUGGUGGAGGUUCUGAUCCAUGUAUUCGACGUGGGUUCCAAAAAGCUCGCCAAGGACAUCGACAUCUUUCAGAAAUGCAUCAAGAACCUGCGAGAGUUCAGCCCCGACGCCAAGGUAUUUGUGCUUCUACACAAGAUGGACCUUAUGCAGCUCAAUAAGCGAGACGAGAUCUUCAAUACCAUGAUGAAAACCCUGGAGGAACACGCGGUGCCGUUUGGGUUCACCAUUAGAGGCUUCCAGACUUCCAUCUGGGAUGAAUCGCUGUACAAGGCCUGGUCCAGCAUUGUAUGUUCGCUGAUUCCCAACAUGACCGCUAUCCAGAACCAUCUCAAGUCUUUCGCCGAAAUUUCCGAAGCCCAAGAAGCUGUCUUGUUUGAGAAAACCACGUUCUUGGUAAUCUCUCACGCAUCUGCUACCGCAGAAGGCGAUGAGAACCUUGACCCUAAACGAUUCGAAAAGAUCUCCAACAUCAUCAAAACGUAUAAACAGAGCUGCUCUAAAAUGAAAUCUCAACUCAAAAGGCUCACAUUGCAUGGCCACAAUUGCUCAGCCUAUAUCGACAACCUAACCGGAAACACAUUCAUCAUGGUUGUGAUGCCUCCUAGGGAAGCCCACGAAGGCACUUUCUGCGACGAUGACGGAUCCGUAAUUGUGACUAAUAUUAGGGCGGCCAGAGAAUGGUUUGAAAAGGUGGAAUUAUUGGAGGGCUAA